This is a messenger RNA of Debaryomyces hansenii CBS767, 3060 nucleotides long. It is a transcript of the gene VPS41, whose product is annotated as Vps41p. Gene Ontology annotation, biological process: macroautophagy; cellular response to starvation; protein targeting to vacuole. The record is from RefSeq and is a predicted model, not a curated record. Gene Ontology annotation, molecular function: protein binding. NCBI's taxonomy places the organism in Eukaryota, Fungi, Ascomycota, Pichiomycetes, Serinales, Debaryomycetaceae. The transcript has a single exon. Gene Ontology annotation, cellular component: HOPS complex; late endosome. The coding region runs from base 1 to 3060 and encodes 1019 amino acids.
AUGUCAGAAGAAGAGACAGUUCAUAGUGAUGAUCCUAUAGAAAAGGAUUGUUUUGAAAAAGAAAAUAUAAAUGGUAAGAAGGAUGAUGUUAGUAAAGAUAAUAAGGAAACCGUAGUGAAGGAUAAGCAGGACAUAAGUACAAAUGACACGACAGAAAUAUCCCAAAAUGACAAAGAUGGGACUCAAGGUAAUGGAGAAUCACAGCAUGGGACAAAUAAAGAUGAAAUAAUGGAGGAAAAUAGAGUACAUGGAGACAAGGGUGAAGAAGAGGAACAAGAGACAGAUGGAGAAGAAACAGAUGGAGAAGAGACAGACGGAGACGAAGAAGAGGAAGAGCCCCCCAAACUCAUAUACCAGAGAUUGAAUGGAUUGCCACAGAAUUUCUUCAAUAGAGAUCCAAUAUCAGCAUGUAAUUUUUAUGAAACGGUUUUCAUUUUCGCUACUCACUCAGGAAUAAUCCAUAUAACGAAGCCAGACUUUACGACAAUCAGAACAUUCAAGGCACAUAGAGCUUCAAUUUUGUCAAUAUACACUGAUGGUCAUUAUUUUGCGACUGGAUCGAUGGAUGGCACGGUAGUUAUAGGCUCAGUCUCGGACGAGAAAGAUAUAAUAGCAUAUGAUUUUAAAAGGCCGAUACACGCGGUUGUAUUGGACGCCAAUUAUGCUAAGUCAAGAAGCUUUGUAAGCGGUGGCAUGAGUGGAAAAGUUUUAUUUUCUUCGAAAAACUGGCUAGGACAGAGAACUGAUCUUGUUUUAGAUGAAAAUAAUGGUCCUAUCGUCUGUAUCCAGCAGAUGGACGAUUUAUUGUUGUGGAUGAACGACAUAGGUAUCGUGAUAUACCAAAUAUCUAGGAAACAGAAAAUAUUGACUAUAGAUAAAUCUAAAGAUUCGCCGAGAAGCGAUAUAUAUUGGCCAAGAGUUCAUUUUCCGGAGACAGAUAGAAUUUUAAUUGCAUGGGCGAAUCGCAUAUGGUCUCUAAGAGUAUCGAUAGGGAAAUCAAAUGAUGUCAGUGAACCAUCCUCAUCAUCAAAGAGUAGGAUAUUACCUUCCACAGCUAGCAUAUCUUUUCGAACUAUUCAAGAAAAAAAAGUUGAAAUUGAGCACAUUUUUAAAGUAGACGAUUUUGUAUCGGGAAUUGCUAGUUUCAAAGAUGACUUAAUUAUGAUCUUGACUUAUGUUCCUCCCGAAAGGGAUGAAAUUACCAAACAUCUUAUAUUUAAUAAUCCGGAUUUAAAAUUAAUCAAUUCAACUACCGGUCAAGUUGAAUUUGAGGAGGAAAUUGGGCUUAAGAAUAUUGAAAAUCUAGGAUUAAAUGAUUUUUCAUUAGGCUCUCACAUCGACCUGAAUAGAACAAGAUAUUUUAUUAUGAGUGCUAAAGAUGGCGUAAUAGCUCAAGAACUUCAGCUUCAUGACAGAUUAGAUUGGUUUCUUGAAAAAGAGAAAUACCUAGAAGCAUGGGAGAUAAGUAAGCAUUUAUCCUUGCUGCACACAAAAAAAUUGAAUUUAGGUAUAUUGCAUGUUGAUAAUUUAAUUAAACUAGGCGAGUGGAAAGAUGCUGCUAAUUUCCUAUCUUCCUUGCUCUAUUUAGAUGUUAAUGAAAUGCCUGAUGGAGAUACAAAGAGUACUAUUUAUACUUCCCUUUCUCAAAAUCUGAACAACGAAGAUCAUGAUUCGCUAGUACGAGAAAUCAUUACCCAAUGGCAGAGUUGGGCAAACAUAUUCAUAAAGUCUAAUCAUAUUGAUUUAUUGACAGAUGUAAUUCCAAAAUCACCAAAAUUGAAUAUAAAGGCUACUAUUUAUAAUCAAAUCUUGCAGUACUGGAUACAUCAUAUUGAUUCGGAUAACACUUUUUUCAGAUUGAUUGAUAAAUGGCCUAUUGAUUUAUAUGAUGCUAAAAAUAUCGAAUCUUUUAUUGAGGAAAUCUUAGAAAAGGAUUCCAGUCCUAAACUACGUAAAUGCUUAGCGAAUCUUUACGUUAAAUCUUUCGAUUUCAAAAAGGCAGUCCCACAUUUAGUGUCAUUGAAGGAUCCGAAUAUUAUACAAUUUUUAUCAUCAAAUCACCUACUAGAUACUUUUUCAGAUGAUAUUCCUAAGUAUAUAUCUUUGAGAUUUGAAGGCAAAGAACUAGAGACAUUGCCUAUUGAUAAAUUAGAGAAUCGUUUGGACGAUAUAAUAAAUAUCCUUGUGGAAAAUAGACACGAAGUACCCUCAGAACAGAUUAUGAUAAUGAUGAGUAAAAAUCAUCUUGACUUUAUAAACUACUUUUAUUUGGAAAGAUUGACAGCGAUUGAUCCAUUUUUAACUAAGCAGUUUUCAAAUGAACAAGUUGAAUUAUAUUCUAGGUAUGACAGUGGAAAGUUAUUACCUUUUUUGUCAAAAAGUAGCACGUAUGAUAUAGAUCGAGCUAUACGUCUUUGUGAGUCCAACGACUUUACAGAAGAACUAGUAUAUUUAUUGGGAAAGAUAGGUGAAAAUAAGAGAGCUUUAACAUUGAUAAUGAAUAAAUUGGAUGAUCCUGAAAAAGCCAUUAAAUUUGCAAAGCACCAGAAUGACAAGGAGGUAUGGCAUAUGUUAUUAAAUUAUUCUAUGAAGAAGCCAGCUUUUAUAAAGACACUAAUUGAAUGUGCGGAUGACCAGUCAAACUCUUUCUAUGAUCCUGUGUCAAUCAUAAGAGGUAUGCCUGAUGAUGUUGAGAUUGAAGGUUUAAAGAAUUCUGUUGCAAAGAUAUCUAAUAACAAUGAUCUAAACUUGUUAUUGAAUCAAUUGAUAUUAGGCAUUUUAUAUAACCAAUCAGAGGAUGUAUCUAAUUAUUUUAGAUCCGAUAAAUUACGAGGUUUAGAAAUUGAUGUCAGUUCGAAGUCUGUUAUGCAAUUAAUUUCGAGGUUUGAAACGAUUUUAGUAAUGUCUAUGGGAGAAACAAAGCAUAUUGAUUUAGUCUCCGAAGCCGACUUUUUCAAAGACAAUAAUCGAAAGGUUUCCAACAUUAAAUCUUAUACCGACUUAGAUGAGAAACUAAAACAUAUCGCUUAUUUUAAAAGAUAUCUAUCUCAACAUGAUUAG